AUGCGUCGACCCGCACCACCACCACAGUCGUCGGACGACGUCGAGCUGGACUAUGGCAGCGCAGAAGCGUCCGGAAGCGGCUCGCAUUUCUUGGUGCCGAGCGAGGACCUGGGCCGAAAUGAAGUCGACGCUCCCACAGCCAGCCGCGGGCGGAAGUUGCUGGCCUACGAAACGGAUCAUUUCGACGCAACGGCCCCACCAGCCAGUCUUCCCAUACCCGAGGCUUCCAAUCCGAUUCGCCCAAUAGCACCUCCCGCGGGUGACCACUUCGAAGACAAUGCGUACACCUCCCCUGAGGAAGGGGCCAUUGCAGGCCCUUCCUCGCCCGACAGGCCAGCAUACAACUUUUCAUCGUACGACAAUCUGCCUGGUGGGACCUAUCCUGGGCAUGCAGACCUGCAUCACCCGCCACCGCCCAUCUAUCCGCCGCCAGAUCUACCGCACGCUUCGUCCGCCCACUAUGCAUACGACCCCAACGCUCCGGCGUUUGAACCUGCGCCGCCGGUUCUCGAUUACUCAUCUUCCGUUCAUCACACCUACAACGCUGCGGCAGUGGACGACUAUCCGGCCGGAUUCGACCAGGCUUUUCCGAGCUAUGAGCCAAGCUACCAGCCAGGUCACGAGCCAGCCUACGAUCCCCGUGCUCCUUACGACUCGGGCGCUUACCGCAAUCCCGAGCUGUAUGGCCACUCGUACGCAUCGUAUCCAUCAGCAUCGAGCUCUUUUCAGCCUUCGUACCCCGGCACCUUUGACGGCGCCUAUCCGACAGGCUGUCCGCAUUUCCAGAUGGCCGGUCACCGUCCACAGAACUUGCUCAAGCAGCAAAAGAAGCAGGAGAGGAAGCAGAGGAAGCGCGAAAAGAAGCAACUGAAGCUGGCCGCCAAGAUCGCCGCUCACAAUGCAUACUUAGACGCGUACAAUGGCGCUUCUUCAUCUGUGAAUGUCGGCGAUGCCACCUACGAGGAAGACGUCGACUGGGUCGAAGAUGCUUGCUGCGAAGAGCUCGGCAUUUCUACACAGGGUGAGGCACGGCAUGAGGUCGAAGCUCCAGCGACAUCUCCGCCACCGGCGGCGUCCGAGCCGAACAGCGUCGAAGAAGAGGGGCGGAUCGUAACUACACUGGCAGAGGACGCAGCGCAGGAGCAAGGCGUUGCUUUAAAGCCGCUCGAGGAGCUGCGAAAGAAGGUGCUUGCGUCUCGAAUGGCGAAGGUCGCUGCAGCGUCGGCAGCAGCAAAUUCCGCAAUCGAGCCUGCCGCAGCCGUCAGCGCGGCUCCCUCCGCAACAACGAACGUCUUCGAUCGCACCGCUACAUCAGGCGAGGCCGACGCGCUGCUCUCGCAGAUUGGCGAAUCGAUACGCGGCCUGAUUCGACCUUCAUACGAGGCCGGCGUUGCCAUGGAAGAAGGCGUGCUAGUCGAAGACUCAUCCAACGACUCAGCUUUGCCGUCUUCUCGGAAGCGGGCCUACCGCGACGUCGACGCAGUGGACGAUGGAGAUAACGUGGUCACAGCUGAUCUCGCCGGAGACGAGAACGCCUCCGCGCCGCUUCCGAGCCGCCGACAAAGGAUUUCGUACGCAGACAACUUCAGUCGUGCGGCCAAGGCUCCCUCUGGAGAAGUCGAUCUCACCGCGCCCAUCCCCAACCUUCCGGACUUGGCAACGUCGGCAGCAAAGUCUCCGCUCCUUACUGAAGCGGCCUCGCGUCGUCGCCCGGUAGCAGCUGACUUCGACGUCGAAGAGUACCGUCCGCUUUUCCGACCAAAUCGGUUCUUGGACGUCCCCUCGGGCCUCAAUACGGUCGUCGAUCUGUCAGACGACGAGCUCGAAGAAGACGAGCCCAACGUCUUCGAGAUGUCCAAGUACACGCGCCUUGACGUUGACGCGAGCGAUGUGGCACUUUUGCGCCAGAAGACUGCAGACGAGCACUACGACAACUUUUGUGCGCUGAAUGGGCUGCAGCCGGUCCGCAGAGCGCUCACGCCUCUUCAAGACGGAGUGAAAAUGGUCGAGGGUACGAACGGCACGGCACACGGUACGAGUGUCUCGAGAGAAGGUCUGCUGGCGGGAUUAGCCGCCAAUGGUAGCGCAGAUGCCGGUUCUUCGGCGCCUUCGCACGAGGAGCUGUUGCGUAAGGAGCUGGAGAUCAAGCUAUUGAUGCGGAAGAUUCAGAUGAUGGAAGAGCGCAAAUCAAAGCAGCAAACUGCGGCGAUCGCGUCCCCAUCAGCAGGUCCGAUGCCACCACGCUAUCAUCAAUCCGCCGACAUGACUCCAGUCCCGCCGGGCCAGCCUCUUACAGCGACAGUCCAGGCUGUCAGCAUGCCGGCGACCGUCAUUGCAGCGGCUGCGCCGUCGGCAGACGCGGAGACACCGCGCAAGAGCGUCCAGCAAAGCAGUGCCAACGCAAUGAAACUCGACGCGGCGCUGCAGAAGAAGCGCGAAGAGCUCCUCGCGUCGCUAGCAAGCAAACGCAAGAACGCGACCGCUGUGAAGGUCUUGAACGGUGUCACGCCAGGCGAACAACUGGGUGAGGUCGCCACAGCAUCGACGCAGGAUCACGUCAGUACCGCGCCAUCGAAUGGCUCCCCGUCCGAAAGCAUCAUCAUGGCCAAGCCCGGCGAUCAAGAAAAGGUCACACCGCACCCACCCGUGGUCUCGCGGUACCGACCCGUGGUGCCGAGUCUGUUUCAGAGCAUAACCUCAAAAGUCCGAUCAUACCUCCCACCCUCACUUGGCUUCUCCGUCGCGUCAUCGUCAAGAAGCGCGGACGAGAGGACGUCGGUCAAGUGGUGUCCCCGCGAGGCGGACGGAGACGAGUGUGCGGAUGCGAGAUGCACGCAGCGGCACGCACGAGAGUUUGAUGCGCAUCAACAGUGA
Molecule: messenger RNA, 2874 nt
Organism: Kalmanozyma brasiliensis GHG001
Lineage: Eukaryota; Fungi; Basidiomycota; Ustilaginomycetes; Ustilaginales
Exons: 5
Coding region: 1-2874 (957 amino acids)
Source: RefSeq, a predicted model, not a curated record